This is a messenger RNA of Dipodomys ordii (Ord's kangaroo rat), 1137 nucleotides long. Its product is annotated as actin-related protein T1-like. Gene Ontology annotation, molecular function: chromatin binding. The record is from RefSeq and is a predicted model, not a curated record. The transcript has a single exon. Gene Ontology annotation, biological process: regulation of DNA-templated transcription. NCBI's taxonomy places the organism in Eukaryota, Metazoa, Chordata, Mammalia, Rodentia, Heteromyidae. Gene Ontology annotation, cellular component: nucleus. The coding region runs from base 1 to 1137 and encodes 378 amino acids.
AUGUCUGAUUCCCAUAUGUUGGAUGUUCCCGCUGUAAUAUUCGAUAAUGGCUCAGGACUGUGCAAAGCUGGCUUUUCUGGGGAUGUUGUUCCUCGUUCUGUCAUAGAUUCCGUUGUGGGCUCCCCUAAAUUAAAAGUACCUUUGGCGCAACUAGCAAAAAUCAAGCAGAAGAUCUUCUUCGUAGGCGAAGAAGCCCAGAAGCGAUAUAACAGCUUGUGUCUACAGUAUCCCAUUGAGCGUGGAGUGGUAAAGAGAUGGGACGACAUGGAAAAGCUUUGGGACCAUCUUUUCAAACGAGAGCUUGAAGUCAAACCUAACAGACAACCAGUACUGUUAACUGAGCACGCCUUGAACCCAAAGAAGAUUCGGGAGAAAACUGCUGAAAUCAUGUUUGAGAAAUACAAUGUUCCUGCCAUGUACCUCUUCAACCAUGCGGUGGGGGCACUUUAUGCUUCUGCCAGUGUCACAGGCCUGGUGGUGGAGAGUGGAGAUGGGGUCACCUGCACCGUCCCUAUCUAUGAGGGUUACCCCAUGCCUCAUGCUGUAGCCAAGCUCUCUUUGGCAGGGAAAGAUAUAACGACACGCCUCAUCCAACUCCUUUUUCUGAAACGCUAUAUGUUUUCGUCUAUAUUCAACAAGGCCUAUAUUGAUGAGAUGAAAGAGAAGAUGUGCUUCGUUGCCAUGGAGGCUGAAGAAGCCAACAGUCAGCCGGCAGUUGAAAGAUACUACAGAUUGCCAGACGGGCAUGUCGUCCUCAUGGAUAAUCAUCUGUGCCACUUGCCUGAAGCAGUUUUUACACCUGAACUGCUAGGCAUUCAGGAGCCAGGAAUCACCAAAAUGGUGUGUAGCAGCAUUGAGAAGUGUGAUGUAGACAUCCAAAACAACCUCUUUGCUGACAUUGUGCUGUCAGGAGGCAACACACUAUUCCCUGGCCUCGGCGAAAGGCUCAUGAACGAACUGAAAUCGACGACUUCCCCACAACAAACCAUCAGAAUCACCGCUUCACCUGACAGAAGUUUCUCUACGUGGAUUGGUGCAUCGGUCAUAACAUGUAUGAGCAUGUUCAAGCAGAGAUGGGUCACCACUUCGGAGUUCAAGGAGUUUGGAAAGUCUGUCAUUGACAGAAAAUGUUUCUAA